This is a messenger RNA of Chenopodium quinoa (quinoa), 1713 nucleotides long. RefSeq names its product magnesium-chelatase subunit ChlI, chloroplastic-like. The record is from RefSeq and is a predicted model, not a curated record. Gene Ontology annotation, molecular function: ATP binding; ATP hydrolysis activity; magnesium chelatase activity. The coding region runs from base 156 to 1433 and encodes 425 amino acids. NCBI's taxonomy places the organism in Eukaryota, Viridiplantae, Streptophyta, Magnoliopsida, Caryophyllales, Amaranthaceae. The transcript is spliced from 3 exons. Gene Ontology annotation, biological process: chlorophyll biosynthetic process. Gene Ontology annotation, cellular component: chloroplast stroma.
AAAUCAUCCAAAAGCUAUCUCCUUAUCUGGCCUUAUCCUAUGCUAAACCCAGCCAAUAACCAGUCACUUCUCAAUUUUCAUUUCAUGAUUUUCAUGGUUUAGCCUUCAACACCAACACACUCUACUCCUCCACUCCAGUCUUCCUUCCCACUGCCAUGGCUGGAUUGCUUGGAUCUUCCUCAACUGCACUCUUUGCUUCUCGCCCUCUUUCUUCUUCCUCCCCUAAACUCUCUUCUUCCACCAUUUCCUCUACCCCUGUUGUUUCUGGGAAAUUUAAUUGGAGAAAAUUCUAUGGUGGAAUUGGGAUUCCUGUGAAAAAGAAUAGGUCUCAGCUUCAAUUUUCAGUUUCAAAUGUUGCCACUGAAAUUAAUUCUACUGUACAGGCUCCAAGGGUUGCAACAGAAAGCCAAAGGCCAGUUUAUCCAUUUGCGGCUAUAGUCGGGCAAGAUGAGAUGAAACUCUGUCUUUUGUUAAAUGUUAUAGACCCUAAGAUUGGUGGGGUGAUGAUCAUGGGUGACAGGGGUACAGGUAAAUCCACUACUGUUAGGUCAUUGGUGGAUUUGCUCCCAGAAAUUAAGGUUGUUUCUGGAGAUCCGUUUAAUUCUGACCCUGAAGAUCCCGAGUUGAUGGGUGUAGAAGUAAGAGAAAAGGCCAUAAAAGGAGAAGAACUUGCUGUUAUGUUGACUAAAAUUAAUAUGGUUGAUUUACCUCUAGGUGCUACCGAGGACAGGGUUUGUGGGACCAUUGACAUUGAGAAGGCUUUAACUGAGGGAAUUAAAGCGUUUGAGCCAGGACUUCUUGCUAAGGCUAAUAGAGGAAUACUGUAUGUUGAUGAGGUUAAUCUUUUGGAUGACCACUUGGUGGAUGUUCUGUUGGAUUCUGCUGCUUCAGGGUGGAACACUGUGGAAAGAGAGGGAAUUUCCAUUUCACAUCCUGCUCGGUUUAUCUUGAUUGGUUCAGGAAAUCCCGAGGAAGGAGAGCUUAGACCUCAGUUACUUGACCGUUUUGGUAUGCAUGCUCAAGUUGGAACUGUAAGAGAUGCUGAGCUUAGGGUAAAGAUUGUUGAGGAGAGGGCCCGCUUCGAUAAGAAUCCUAAAGAGUUCCGAGAGUCUUACAAGGAAGAUCAAGAUAAGCUAACAGACCAGAUUACAUCUGCAAGAAGCAACCUCUCUGCUGUUCAAAUUGAUCAUGAUCUCCGUGUAAAAAUCUCUAAAGUCUGUGCUGAAUUGAAUGUUGAUGGUUUGAGAGGUGACAUUGUGACAAAUAGAGCAGCAAAGGCUUUGGCUUCUCUUAAGGGUAGAGAUAAGGUGACUCCUGAGGAUAUCGCUACUGUUAUUCCCAAUUGCCUAAGACAUCGGUUAAGGAAGGAUCCUUUGGAGUCUAUUGAUUCUGGUUUACUUGUUAUUGAGAAGUUCUAUGAAGUAUUUAGCUGAACAAUGCGUAUCCUCUUUCUGCCAUUACCCUAUGUCCUUAAAUUUUGUCUACGGCUAGUAAACUAUGCUUCUUUCCUAGUGCACGCGAUUUCUGACCUGAGUGAAAUAUCCAAUACUGUAAUAUUGUUGAUUGAAACACAUUCGGAAAUCUAGGAUUCAAAGUUACUUUAUGAAUAUACUUCGUAUGAGAUUCUAAGGGAUCAAUCUAUUGUUCUGCCUUGUAAAUGAAUACUGUCAUACUGCUUGAAGAUAACUCAUAUCUUAAUCUUUGCUUCUUGAA